CGCGGCAGAAGAUACCGUUACUGGCGAUCGAUAUCGCGUCCCUCGCGAUCUCCCCGGCGUGUCCUCGACGCGGCGGCCUCUCGACGGCCACCCCCGAGGUCCAGGUGAAUCUUUUCGGGCCGGCCGCCAGUCGCGGCGACGACACUGGACGACAGCGAUAAGUUAGACGUGAUUCGCUGUUUGUUUUAUGUGCGUACCGUUUGCGUCUGUUGUUUCAUGGUUGUCAGGUUUGUCAGGAGGUGCCGACCGUGUGUUGCGCGGCUUUGAGCCGCUGACAAGCUUGGCCGCGCGAUCCUGGGAUUGUCCGGCAGAUUUAAUUCGACCGCAGAAUCUCGAGCGCCGAAGAGGAAAGCGAGGGGAGGUCGCGUUUCAAGCCGCUGAUAGUAUGACCCUAGGAAUUGCCGGCGAACUCGAUCUUGUUGCGUGGAGUCUCUGAUUAAAGGGACAAGUGCCGAGCAGGGAAGCCAAGGGUACGCAAGACUGAAGCGCAUUGACGCCGAGCCGCCCGCGACAGGAGAAUGGAAUGUUUGGAAAGAAUCGAUCACCCGGGGUCGUGGGUGAAGGAAAAGUACCAGGAGGUUCAGGAUUUGUUGAGGGAGCCCGAGGCGAAGUGCGACCCGAACAAGCUUUACGAGAGGAAGGUCAAAGCCGUGGAAAUUCUCAUGGAGAUACUGGAGGCGCUUACGCACUGCAAGGAGACCCUCUGCACCGUGGCGGCUGCGAUAACUUAUUUAAAUCUAGGUAUAUUGCAAGCUGACUUGGAGGACCGGGGCCUCGCCAAGGGAUACUUCAGAAAGUGCAUCGACCUGCUGGAGGAGAGCAAACUGACGGCCGAGGGCAUUCUGCCGGCCGUCAGCGUCAACAAUCAGUUGGGCCUAAUUUACGCGGAGAUAGGCUCGUACGAGGAGGCCAAGGAUUUCUUCAAGCAAGCCGAGCACUUGUACGUCGAGUUCAAGAGGGACGUCAGCCGCGAUCCCGUUCACAUGGUGACCAUCAUGGGCAUCGAGGAGAUAGAGGGGGACCUGUGCGCCAAGAGCAUUCUCGAGAAGCUUCACACGCUGACCCUGUAUUACUUGGCGCAGGUCUGCCGGCAGCUGGACGACAAGUGCAGCUUCGCUCUGUAUUGCCACAGGACGCUGAGCAAGCAGCUGAGUCAGAAUAAGAUCACGCAGGACCUGGAUUACGUCGACUGGGCCCUCAACGCCGCGACGAUAUCCCAGUACUUUAUAGAGCAGGACAAAUUCCCGCAGGCGAGGCACCACCUGGCCGCGGCGACCUACAUACUGGAGAGAUACUCGGAGAUCUUGAAGGCGAAAGGCACCAGGGAGACGAGCGAGAGCGUCGCCGCGGAAUACGAAAAUUACGAUCACAGAUCGGCGGACGUCGCCAGGUGCUGGGCCAAGUACGGCAUCAGUCUUCUGGGGAUGUCCAGGGAGAGAUUGUUGAAGAAGGCCGAGCAGGAGGAUCAGGAUUCGAGGCCCGCGGAGCUUCCCAACGAAGUCUGCAAGUAUUCGCAAACCGAGAUGAUGGAGGACCCGAGGUUUGUAGACCUGGAACCAGAACUGGAGUCCGUCACCAGUAAAAUCACGGACGGGUACCUGUUGGACUUCAACGAUGCUAGGUCGGUGUUCCUGAACGUUCGGAAGUGGCUGGCCGAGGCGAAGGAGUAUUACACUUUCGAGAAUCACGCGUCGGACUACGCCUGGAUCGCGCAAGAUCUCUCGCAGGCGUUCAAGCUCCUGGCGUUCUUCGAGGACAACGAGGACAGGCAGGCGAGAAUGCACAAGCGGCGGACGGACAUUCUGGAGGAGGUGAUCGAGGGGCUGUGCCCGCGGUUCUACCGCGUUAUCUGCCGGGAGAUCUGGGUCGAGCUGGCGGAAACGUACUCGGAGAUUCUCGACCUGAAGAUCGAUCGUUUGCAGGCGUCCGACGAGAAGCCGACGGCGCAGGUGGUGGCCAAGAUCGAGCGGCUGGCGAGGAGCAGCAUAAAGCACUACCAGUCGUACUUGAGUUCCCUGGAGACGAAAAAGUCCGAGGACGGAGUCGAGUCCUUCCCGGACGACCUGCUCUACCCGGCGUUGUACACGUACUUCCACGUGGGACGAUUGUACAACAAGAUCAUAACUUCUGACGUACAGCAAAAGAUAGAGAACAUGCAGAAGAGCACGGACGCUUACAGCUUCGUCGUUGAUUACUGCGACAAGCAUCCCGAAAAGCAGGACAAGUUCAACAAGUACGAAUUUAUAAAAUUGUCUCGGGAAUUCGUCACGCUGCUGCCGCUCACGUUGGACAGAUUGAAGCAGCAGCAAAUAAAUCAACAGUAACGUUACCUCUGCUCCUUUCUCACCUUACAUUUCCGUCAAACUGUGACGUUUCGUUCCUUUUCUCUUCCGCGAUUUUUUUACGAGUACAGAUUCUGCGAAGCAUGUAUUUAAAAUGAGUGCCGUGCGCUAGCCAUCGGCUCGUUCCCUCGUGUAUAUUUUAAUUAACGCACACAACAUUAAAGAUACAUUCACGACGAAAA
Molecule: messenger RNA, 2524 nt
Organism: Vollenhovia emeryi
Lineage: Eukaryota; Metazoa; Arthropoda; Insecta; Hymenoptera; Formicidae
Product: KIF1-binding protein homolog
Exons: 2
Coding region: 519-2324 (601 amino acids)
Molecular function (GO): protein binding
Source: RefSeq, a predicted model, not a curated record